GGAAGGGAGGGGGAGAAAAGGAGCGACAUCCGGGCAUCUCGGAGAUGAACUUCUCCUCAGUUUCCCUUGGCCUAGUUGUCAGUUACAGCCUCUGCAGCACACACACACUUUCCCCUUCAUUCAGCACUGAAGCCUGGAAGAGUUGUACUCAUUGGCCUGGUUUUUAUUUGUUUCCUUCUCAACGAAGGUGCAUUUACAUGGAGAAAGUAGACCCCGAGAUCUCGCUCUUGUUCCAAUGCCCGUCUGCAAAGGGCAUCACAGAGGCUCAGGUCCAGGUUGAGCUGUCCCCUUUGUAUGACCGGCACCCAUUGCUUGGAGACCAGCUUCAGAUUGAGGCCACUUGGGCAGAGCGCUGCAAGCAGAACCCGUGGCUCUUUGACGGGGACAAAUUCCGCCUGCAUUCUGUCAAACUGGACGGAGCCGUUCUGACUUUCCUUCUUGGGCUUACCUGCUACAAAGACUUUGUGGGCACCAACUUGGGCGAUGGAGCCGCACGCCUGCAGCAGCAGGGCUGGGAGGACUUUGGGGACAGACAAGCCUACCUGGCCCAGCCCUUGGGGGUGGGCGCCAUGCUGCACACAGCAGACGACAAGUUCAUUUUUUUGAAGCGGAGCCACCUUGUAGGGGAAGCACCUGGGAAGGUUGACAUUCCUGGUGGGCAUCCCGAACCACAGGUUGUGAGAGGAAGCACCGCCUUGGAGGGACCCAUCUGCCAUCAAGACCUCCAGGGUAACUUGGUUGUCCAGGAAUUAUUCUCCUCUGUUCUCCGGGAGAUUCAAGAUGAGGUGAGCCUCCCAUCGGCAACACUGAGUAGCCCUGUGUUACUGGGGAUUGCUCGGAACGAGACCAGCGCAGGGCGGUGCAGCGUGGAAUUCUACGUCAGGUGCAGCCUGACGUCUGAGGAAGUGAGGCACUACUAUGCUAUCGGGGGCCCUGAAGCUCAGGAAUCCACCAGCGUUAUCUUUGUCAACAGAGAGGAUGUCCUGACAAUGGAGCAGAAUGGGGAGUUGUGGAAGGAACUGUGUCCGUCGGCCAAAGGGGCUGUAAGGCUCUAUUCAGUGGUGAUGGGCGAGUGCCAGUGAGCGCUCCUAAACAAUGCUUCUUGGACGAAUUAAGGACUCUCAGGGACUAUUCCACAAAAUCACCAUUUUUUUGGCAACAGUGGGGAUAUCAACACCAGGGGCAUGGAGUGAGAGUUAUUCCCUCCUUGGAAAUGGACCAAAUAAUUCCCACCUUAACUCCUUGCCAUUGCUGAGCCGACUAAUAUUCCAUUUCCCACUAAAGAGCUUGUAUUUUUAAAAAAUAGUUCUCAUGAAUGAUGAAAUGGUGGUACAUAUUUUGUGAGUAUUUUCUAUUCCUGGCUGUGUUUUCCGUCCCUGGGAUGUAUCUUGAACUGGUACAUUCUGUGUGCCACCAGUACAACCGGUAUUGCUGGUUUACAAAGUGACAGCUGCAAUAAAAUGUUUUGUAUUCCAGCCCA
Anolis sagrei ordinatus is the source of this 1480-nucleotide messenger RNA. It is a transcript of the gene NUDT22, whose product is annotated as nudix hydrolase 22. NCBI's taxonomy places the organism in Eukaryota, Metazoa, Chordata, Lepidosauria, Squamata, Anolidae. The record is from RefSeq and is a predicted model, not a curated record. Gene Ontology annotation, molecular function: GDP-mannose hydrolase activity.